Molecule: messenger RNA, 2908 nt
Organism: Acipenser ruthenus (sterlet)
Lineage: Eukaryota; Metazoa; Chordata; Actinopteri; Acipenseriformes; Acipenseridae
Gene: rab28
Product: RAB28, member RAS oncogene family
Exons: 8
Coding region: 158-826 (222 amino acids)
Cellular component (GO): endosome; Golgi apparatus
Molecular function (GO): GTPase activity; GTP binding
Source: RefSeq, a predicted model, not a curated record
CCUCCUGCUUUUCACUGCAAUAGGAUUGCCCCAGCAUAGCAAUUGCGUGAAUAUGGCGUCUGGUUGCUUAGCGCUAGUUCUUUUAAUCUUUAUCUGAUGACAUUUCUUUAAUUAAUUUCAAGUUCGAACAGUUUAAAUUAUCGUCUUCAUAAACAUCAUGUCUGACUCGGAGGAAGAAUGCCAAGACCGACAGCUGAAAAUUGUUAUUAUAGGAGACGGAGCAUCAGGAAAGUCUUCAUUGGCUAUGAGAUUUGCACAAGAGUCUUUUGGAAAACAGUACAAGCAAACAAUAGGGCUGGAUUUUUUUCUGAAAAGAAUAUCUUUGCCAGGAAAUGCAAAUGUUGCACUACAAGUGUGGGAUAUUGGAGGCCAGACAUUAGGAGGAAAGAUGCUGGAUAAAUACAUUUAUGGAGCUCAGGGUGUGCUUCUGGUAUAUGACAUCACAAACUAUCAGAGCUUUGAGAAUCUUGAAGACUGGCACUGCAUGGUAAAGAAGGUUAACGAAGAAUCUGAAACUCAGCCUGUAAUUUCCUUGGUGGGAAAUAAAAUUGAUUUGGAGCACAUGCGAACUGUAAAAGCUGACAAGCACCAACGGUUUUGCCAAGAAAAUGGCCUCAGCAGUCAUUUUGUCUCAGCCAAGACAGGAGAUUCUGUCUUCCUGUGCUUUCAGCGAAUGGCUGCUGACAUUCUUGGCAUCAAACUAAACAAAGCAGAAAUGGAACAAUCACAGCAAGUUGUGAGGGCAGGGUUGGUGAACUACUCUCAGGAGGAAAGCCAAGCUCCUAGCCCUGAAAACUGUCAGAGUAAAGUCUGUUCAAUACAGUAGUCCAGCGAGUAGUAAAGGCAGAUAUUGUAAACUACAGCCAGGAGCCAGUGGCACGAACAGUGAACCCGCCUCGAAGCUCCAUGUGUGCAGUGCAAUGAACCAGACUCCCCCUCCACUGGUACAGUUGGCGCUCUUGCUUCCCUCAGGCCUGUUGUUCAUCAGGAACCUUUUUACUCAACAGUGAUCAUAUGUGCAGCACAGCAAGAGGUUUUACAAAUUUGACUUCACCAGCAUGUACUAAGAUGCAGCAGGCAACUUUUGUGACUGGCUAGGGUCCAGCUUCUGAUACUGAAACUAAAGAAAAGUUUCUUGUUGUUCUUAUAUUUUGUAUUAAAUAGUUUGCUGUAUUUAACACUCUCUGCUUGCUAUGUCUUUCUAACUAUACUUUCUUAUGAUUAUUUAUUUUUAAGAUCCUGAGGGCAACAAUUUUAGCAAUCACUGCUUCAUUCAUGUGUAUUUUUACUCUUAAAUAUACCAGACUCGGCUUUUCAAUUUUUAUACUGAUAAUUGUCAGUCCUGUGCAGCAGAAUAUGAUUAUUAUUGGAUCUAAUUGUGUAAGAUUAUUAUUAUUAUUAUUAUUAUUAUUAUUACUACCUUACAUUACCUAUGUUAAAUGGAAUCAAUAAUAGCCAAAUGCUUCCCAAAUGACCACCACUAUGUUAGUAAAUAUCUAAAUAAAUGCACUGAACUGUCUGUCUAGCCUAAAAUAGACAAAAGGAGAACAUUCAUUCGUUCAAACCCAACUUUGAUGAGGUGUUUUUUUGUUAUUAUUUAAUGGCAAUAUAGUGUAUAUGAUUACUGUCUUACUAAUCUUUCAUACUCUUUAAAAGCUUUGGACCAAUUUUACUGUUCCUCCUGUGCAGCUCUAUCCCCUCUGCUUCCCUAACAGCCCUCCAAACUUUCCUCACUGAGCAGUGAGUCUCUCUUUCUAGUUAGAACUACAUUUAGAAAAAGCUGUGCCACCCUGAAGGAAUAUACCCGACCAUUACGUACAGUAUAUGUGUAAUGUGAUUACAGAAAUGUUGCAUUGUACUUCAAAUGUGAAAUUACUUCUUAUUGUUAUCUGAAAGGAAUUUCCCAGAUCAAGCACCCUCUGAUGUAUCAGAAAUUUAAAUGCGGUGUCAUUGUGGUAAGGAAUAGUUACCUUUGCAGUGACAUCAGUUGCAGUUGGUUUUAAUUACUUUCACAGAUAUUACCAGCUUAAAGCCAAAUGCUGUUCUACCCAAACAAUAUAUUAUAAAGGAUUCUUGUAAGAUACGUUUUAGAGUAAAUAUUCUUAAAUGCUGCUGCUGACAGUGGUAAGCUACAAACAGACUUAAUUGGAUUGUAUUACAUAGAACAUAGAAAAAAGCAAAAGUAUGUAACUGAUAUCCUUGAGACUUAGUUACUGCAGUAGAAAGGAAAGGAUAUUGAGAUUCAAGGAAAUAAAUAAAAAUAUGAGUAGUAUGUAUUGUAUACAUUUUUGUUUCCAUAGUUCUGAUUUAGUGUACAAUUCCAUGACAAUUGUUCUUCAUCCAUACCCCAUUUAAAACUUUCCUUUCCCCUAUUCAAAUGAUUGACAAAACACUGUGAUAAAAUGUUUAUUAAAUUGCCUGCUUUUAUUACAUUAGCUGGAUAUUUUGGAUAAUAUUGUAUUGGUAAAAUAACAUCCCAAAACCCACUGUCAAUAUAUUGUUUUUGUUAAUGUUUUUUUUUUUCUUCUUUGAAUGUAACUUAAGGACUAAACUGGUAUAUUCACAAAGUGUAACAUCAGAAAAGAGCAAUUAAGUGGAUUAAUAAUGUCAUGUACUAGACUGUUGAACAAUGACCUGUUUUUCUUCGACAGCAUACCUUCCUUUAUACAGAAUAUUGUAUUGUUAUUCUAACUGAAGAGAUGGAUUUCAUCCUAACAACUGUGGAGCCUUUGGAAAUAGUGGAUUCUGAUGGUUCAAAAAUAGUUUUGAACCAUUAAGUUUUUCAAUUGUAUUUUGAAUGUAUUUGUUAUAUACACUGUACAUUUAUUUGUAAUGUGAAUAUUAUAUAUUGUUUUGCAUAGAUAUAAUGCAUAUGCGUGCUGAGAUAAAAUAGAAGUUCAAAAACUGA